Candidula unifasciata is the source of this 507-nucleotide messenger RNA. NCBI's taxonomy places the organism in Eukaryota, Metazoa, Mollusca, Gastropoda, Stylommatophora, Geomitridae. The record is from the annotation of a GenBank genome assembly.
AUGACGUUCUGGUGUUGUAAGGCAAAACCAAAUGCAGACAAGUCGGACAAACGGAAAUCCAGUGUUAAAUCGAACCAAGCAUGCAUGGCGGAAAUCAAAGACCUGUUCGACCUCUUCGACCAGGAUCACAACGGGGUGGUCACGAAGGACGAGAUCCUCAGGACGUUCACCAGCCUGCGGUUGCCCAUAACCGAGCAGCACGCGGAGAAGCUCAUCAAAGAGUUUGAUAGAAACGGCGAUGAUGAACUGGAGUUCAUGGAAUUCGUUAGCUUGAUCAGGAAGUACCUCAGCGACACCGACUACCCAACGCAGGGCAUGUUCAAAUACUUCGAUCGCGAUGGCGACGGAUACAUCACUCUUGAUGAGUUUGUCAAGUCCAUGAGAUGCGUGGGAGUUCACAUCUCCGAAAAAGAAGCAGCUGAAGUGGUGCCUAAAUAUUACACGCCCGGGACCGACAAAAUGGAUUACAAUAAUUUUAAUAAACUCAUGAAAAACUUGAUGCUAUGA